GAUGAAUUGUGAUUUUUGUCACUCACAAUUGGAAAGAAACUAAGCGAACAUCAUCUGGUGAAAAUUUUCAAUAAAUUUUUAUUAUUUUUUUAAAAAUGGGUCGUGAAAUAAAGCAAAUAUUCGCUAACAAGCCAAAAUUUUGCAAAAGUUCUUCAACUGUUAACAACGAAGAAGACGCUAAGAAGAACAAGGCUAAGAAGGUUAGGGCUGAUCCUGCUUUAGUAGACAAAAAGUCAACUCUUACCGAAGCUAAACUACAUAAAUUGAAGGUUGACAAUGAGGCUGUCGGUAAAGUCACCAAAAUAAAGAACAAGCUUAAAUCCAAAACUGUUGGAGAAAUCCAAAAAGGACUGGAGAAAGCAGAAAAGAAAGAUUUGAUUACAACUGAUUUAAUUGCUGCUGCUUCAGAGGAGAAACCAAUAACUACAAAGCUUAAAGUCAAGAAGGCUAAAAACGAGAUCAAGACUGAAUGUGAAUCUGUUUUGGGUGAUCCAAAGAUCAAAACAGAACCAACUUCAUCCGUGGCAGAUAUUUUGGAAGAGUCACAAAAAACUCAUAAAGUCAAGAAGGACAAAAAUAAGAUCAAGACUGAAUGUGAAUCGAAUGAUUCAAAUUCUUCAUCUGCUGCAAAAGUGGAGGGGCUUCCAAAAAAUAAACCGCUUGAAGACAAACUUACCGAAGCUAAGCUACGUAAAUUGAAGGUUGACAAUGAGGCUGUCGGUAAAGUCAUCAAAAACAAGAACAAGGUUAAAUCCAAAACUGUUGGAGAAAUCCAAAAAGGACUGGAGAAAGCAGAAAAGAAAGAUUUGAUUACAAUUGACUUAAUUGCUGCUGCUUCAGAGGAGAAACCAAUAACUACAAAGCUUAAAGUCAAGAAGGGGAAAAGCAAGGCCAAUGCUGAAUCUGAAUCUAUUUUGGGUGAUUCAAAGAUCAAAGCUGAACCAACUUCAUCCGUGGCAGAUAUUUUGGAAGAGUCACAAAAAACUCAUAAAGUCAAGAAGGACAAAAAUAAGAUCAAGACUGAAUGUGAAUCGAAUGAUUCAAAUUCUUCAUCUGCUGCAAAAGUGGAGGGGCUUCCAAAAAAUAAACCGCUUGAAGACAAACUUACCGAAGCUAAGCUACGUAAAUUGAAGGUUGACAAUGAGGCUGUCGGUAAAGUCACCAAAAUAAAGAACAAGCUUAAAUCCAAAACUGUUGGAGAAAUCCAAAAAGGACUGGAGAAAGCAGAAAAGAAAGAUUUGAUUACAACUGAUUUAAUUGCUGCUGCUUCAGAGGAGAAACCAAUAACUACAAAGCUUAAAGUCAAGAAGGGGAAAAGCAAGGCCAAUGCUGAAUCUGAAUCUAUUUUGGGUGAUUCAAAGAUCAAAGCUGAACCAACUUCAUCCGUGGCAGAUAUUUUGGAAGAGUCACAAAAAACUCAUAAAGUCAAGAAGGACAAAAAUAAGAUCAAGACUGAAUGUGAAUCGAAUGAUUCAAAUUCUUCAUCUGCUGCAAAAGUGGAGGGGCUUCCAAAAAAUAAACCGCUUGAAGACAAACUUACCGAAGCUAAGCUACGUAAAUUGAAGGUUGACAAUGAGGCUGUCGGUAAAGUCAUCAAAAACAAGAACAAGGUUAAAUCCAAAACUGUUGGAGAAAUCCAAAAAGGACUGGAGAAAGCAGAAAAGAAAGAUUUGAUUACAACUGAUUUAAUUGCUGCUGCUUCAGAGGAGAAACCAAUAACUACAAAGCUUAAAGUCAAGAAGGCUAAAAACGAGAUCAAGACUGAAUGUGAAUCUGUUUUGGGUGAUCCAAAGAUCAAAACAGAACCAACUUCAUCCGUGGCAGAUAUUUUGGAAGAGUCACAAAAAACUCAUAAAGUCAAGAAGGACAAAAAUAAGAUCAAGACUGAAUGUGAAUCGAAUGAUUCAAAUUCUUCAUCUGCUGCAAAUGUGGAGGGGCUUCAAAAAAAUAAACCGAUUGAAGACAAACUUACCGAAGCUAAACUACGUAAAUUGAAGGUUGACAAUGAGGCUGUUGGUAAAGUCACCAAAAACAAGAACAAGCUUAAAUCCAAAACUGUUGGAGAAAUCCAAAAAGGACUGGAGAAAGCAGAAAAGAAAGAUUUGAUUACAACUGAUUUAAUUGCUGCUGCUUCAGAGGAGAAACCAAUAACUACAAAGCUUAAAGUCAAGAAGGCUAAAAACGAGAUCAAGACUGAAUGUGAAUCUGUUUUGGGUGAUCCAAAGAUCAAAACAGAACCAACUUCAUCCGUGGCAGAUAUUUUGGAAGAGUCACAAAAAACUCAUAAAGUCAAGAAGGACAAAAAUAAGAUCAAGACUGAAUGUGAAUCGAAUGAUUCAAAUUCUUCAUCUGCUGCAAAUGUGGAGGGGCUUCAAAAAAAUAAACCGAUUGAAGACAAACUUACCGAAGCUAAACUACGUAAAUUGAAGGUUGACAAUGAGGCUGUUGGUAAAGUCACCAAAAACAAGAACAAGCUUAAAUCCAAAACUGUUGGAGAAAUCCAAAAAGGACUGGAGAAAGCAGAAAAGAAAGAUUUGAUUACAACUGAUUUAAUUGCUGCUGCUUCAGAGGAGAAACCAAUAACUACAAAGCUUAAAGUCAAGAAGGCUAAAAACGAGAUCAAGACUGAAUCUGAAUCUGUUUUGGGUGAUCCAAAGAUCAAAGCAGAACCAACUUCAUCCGUAGCAGAUAUUUUGGAAGAGUCACAAAAAACUCAUAAAGUCAAGAAAUCCAAAACCAAACUGAUUGCCGAAUCUUAUUUGGGUGAUCCAAAGAUCGAAACCGAAGCAGCUCCACCAGUAGAAAAUUUCUUUGAGGGGCCGCAGAAAAUUCCAAAGCUUCAAGCCAAGAAGCCAAAAUUUAUGGCUGGAUCUAAAUCGAAUGAUUCAAAUUUCAAAAGCACUCCAACUUCAUCUGCUGCAAAUAUGGCAGGACUUCCUAAAAAUAAACCGCUUGAAGACAAACUUACCGAAGCUAAGCUACGUAAAUUGAAGGUUGACAAUGAGGCUGUCGGUAAAGUCAUCAAAAACAAGAACAAGGUUAAAUCCAAAACUGUUGGAGAAAUCCAAAAAGGACUGGAGAAAGCAGAAAAGAAAGAUUUGAUUACAACUGAUUUAAUUGCUGCUGCUUCAGAGGAGAAACCAAUAACUACAAAGCUUAAAGUCAAGAAGGCUAAAAACGAGAUCAAGACUGAAUGUGAAUCUGUUUUGGGUGAUCCAAAGAUCAAAACAGAACCAACUUCAUCCGUGGCAGAUAUUUUGGAAGAGUCACAAAAAACUCAUAAAGUCAAGAAGGCUAAAAACAAGACCCAGACUAAAUGUGAUUCGAAUGAUUCAAAUUCUUCAUCUGCUGCAAAUGUGGAGGGGCCUCCAAAAAAUAUCAAGUGCAUCUGCUUCAAUGAUGCGAUUUUGUGA
Drosophila sulfurigaster albostrigata is the source of this 3413-nucleotide messenger RNA. Its product is annotated as eukaryotic translation initiation factor 5B-like. The transcript is spliced from 25 exons. The coding region runs from base 96 to 3413 and encodes 1105 amino acids. The record is from RefSeq and is a predicted model, not a curated record. Lineage: Eukaryota; Metazoa; Arthropoda; Insecta; Diptera; Drosophilidae.